Eriocheir sinensis (Chinese mitten crab) is the source of this 1107-nucleotide messenger RNA. RefSeq lists its product as uncharacterized. The transcript has 2 exons. The record is from RefSeq and is a predicted model, not a curated record. The coding region runs from base 1 to 1107 and encodes 368 amino acids. Gene Ontology annotation, molecular function: zinc ion binding; nucleic acid binding. Lineage: Eukaryota; Metazoa; Arthropoda; Malacostraca; Decapoda; Varunidae.
AUGACCCCCCUUGGCGCCGACCCUGCCACUCGUCCCAAGCUACCAGUGUAUCGCGAAGGGGAAGAGAUAGCUUCGUAUUUCACUCGUUUCGAACGAGUCACCUCUCUCCUCAAGAUUGCCGUCAGUGAUUAUGCCAUCUACCUAGGAAGCUUGCUUACCGGUAAACUGGCUGAAUUUUACACUUCUUUGUCUGCAGACGUUACAGAAGACUACAGCCAGCUGAAGGUAGCCAUUUUGCAGCACUUCCACCGGACAAGCGACCGCUACCGCAGCGCCUUCCGUUCAGCCAAACUCGGUGCCGGGGAAACAUUCCAACAAUUCUCCACCCUUCUAGGCCGACACUUCGAUCAUUGGCUCGACUCCAGCGAGGUAACUCUCUCCUUCUCGGAUCUCAGGUCCUUUAUGAUCCUUGACCAGUUUAUGGCUUCCGUCCCAGCUGAGUUACGGAUGUUCCAGAAGGAGAACAACAUUCGCACACUAGACGAAGCCGUAAAGCGCGCCGAUAUCUGGGUUUCUGCCCACCGCUACUAUUCAAGGUACCCUUCAGUGACUGAGCCCAACAAACGACCGCUCUCUACUAAACCAUCGUCUUCAAAGGGAUCUCCACCCACUUCAAGGAAAUCAUCCUCAGUUAAGUGCCAUAAUUGUGGAGAGCCAGGCCACAUUAGACCAAACUGUCCUCAAGAUCCUGCAUUAUUCAAACAAAAGCCUAAAUCUGACUCUUCCCCGGGAAAUGUAAAGAUCGCGUCCUGCCUCUCUAAACCUUCUUGUCAACAGUACUACACUACGGGCACCAUCAACGGCUCCAGGGUGUCAACAAUCAUUCGGAAUACGGGAUGCUCCAGGAUUCUAGUGUCAGAGGAAGCCCUGUCCGACGUGGAUGUCUCUCAGCGUGACACCGUUCGCUGCUUCGAGUACUUGGGACGAGCGGAUGACUUCCCGGUGAAGGCGUGUCCUACUCUAGUUGCCCUGCGGAACAAGGCCGCCAAUGGUGAACAAGAUGUCACUCGUAAGGGUUGCACUUUUAGCUAUGAGGUAUCCGAGGACUACUUUACCGGAUUUGCCUUUCGUCAGAUUGCCCGAACCUGCCUGGUCAGAGAUAUUUAG